Miscanthus lutarioriparius is the source of this 1233-nucleotide messenger RNA. NCBI's taxonomy places the organism in Eukaryota, Viridiplantae, Streptophyta, Magnoliopsida, Poales, Poaceae. The record is from the annotation of a GenBank genome assembly.
AUGGCGAGAGAAGCAGCGAGCAAAGCCACCGCAAGCCGCGGCAGCGGGGCGGAGGCGGUGGCGACAGCAGGGGAGUACUGGAGCGAAGCGCUCAAGUCGUUCCUGGACCACAUCCCCGUCUCCUCCGUCCCGGGCGCGCUCCAACCCACUGCCUCCCCAGCGGUGGAGGUCAAGCUCGAGGGCUCCGUCCUGGGCGCCCUCGACGCCAUGUACAGCAGCAACGCCGAGGGCACGGUGAUCGUCGACGUGGUGCAGAGCAGCUUCGGCAAGUACGUCGAUCGCGAUAUUGGCUUCGUUGAGUUCUCGAGCCUAGUCCUGUGGGCGCUUGAGGAACUUGGCAAAGUGGACAGUGAACCAACAGACAGUACUUCUGAUUUCCUCUCUAGUCUGAAACAGCAUCAUCAGAUUGCAGAAACGAAGAUCGCCUGGUUAGCAAAGCUGUUCCUAUGGGAACCCUUCUUCCCUGUUCGAACCCACGACACGCUCUUCCACGCGAUGCUUCUCUUUUCGAAACACCACAGGCUUAACGUGGCACCUGUUGUUGAGUCGAUGAACUCAAGUGUUAUUGGAUUUGUCACUCAGAAUGCAGUGAUGGAGCUGCUUCUCCAGUCAAGUGGCCUUGAGUGGCUUGAUAAAAUUGCAGACAAGCAGCUUUCUGAAUUUAGGUUUGCAUAUGUGAGGAAGCCUGUUUCGGUGUACUCAGAUCAAACUCUUGCUGAUGGGCUGCAUAUUCUCUCAAAGGAAAAAAUGGGGCUUGCAGUUAUCGACAGGAAAACCAGCUGUCUAAUUGGAUCAAUACAAUGCAGUGAUCUCUACCUAUUUCUGGAUGAUAGCUCCCUUUUCAGCAAGAGAACGACUACUACUUUGGAAGAAUUCAUCAACCUGAAUAACAAGGCCGACAGCAAAUGCAGCACUGCUGAAAAUUCAUCUGCACCUGGUCAAAACAUCCUCGCCCUCAGAAACCGGCAGCCAAGUAUGGUGGGCCAACCAGCCACCAACCUGAAAUCCGACACCCUGAAGCAAGCGAUGGAGAAACUGACGACUUCAAGGAGCAGCUGCAGCUUCAUCGUCGACGAGCAUGGGCACGUCGAAGGGGUGGUGACGACAAGGGACAUCAUCUCCGUGUUCUCCCCGCCGUGCAUGGACUCGAGGAUUGACGGGGGCACAUUCUUCUUGGCUGCGCUUGAGCAGGCUGGCUGCCGCGUUGAGAAUGGGCAGAUGAUUCAGAUCUAG